Molecule: messenger RNA, 1147 nt
Organism: Oldenlandia corymbosa var. corymbosa
Lineage: Eukaryota; Viridiplantae; Streptophyta; Magnoliopsida; Gentianales; Rubiaceae
Source: the annotation of a GenBank genome assembly
ACAUCCUUCUGCCAAACCCAUUUUUCACGAAUCAAAACAGCCCCAUUUUCUCCAUGUUUUUUUUUAGCUUCCAACUGAACUAAAACAAAAUGAAUUAAAGGAAUGGAGGAAAAGUUCAAGUUGCCUAACUCCUCCUCCAGAAGCAUCAUCAUAGUCAUCUUCAUCCUUUCAUCAAUUCUUUUUGUUUUUCCUUUCAUUUCUUCCAACAGUCGAUCUCCACCUCCUUCACAAAAUCUCAAUUAAAAACUAAAAGAUUAGAUAAAGAAAUGGUGAGGAAGCUGAAAUCCAAGCUUUGAUAGAAGGAGCAAAUAGCCGAGGAGAAGAAGGAAUAAAAUAAUAUAUCGACUCAUCGAAGGGGCUGGUCAGGCGAAGCUCGAAGAGUGGAAGACCGGGAAAAAAAAAUGGGGGGGAAGGAGAUUAGCGUUGAAGUUUUGUUGAUGCCGCAUAAUCGACUAUGAUUCUUAUUGCCUCAAAUCAACAGGGCGAGUUGAUAUAGGAUAUUGAUUCUGAUGCUAAACUUGUGGACAUGAGAACACCAAGGUGAGUAAUCUCACUGUAUAUAUAAAUAUAAUUGCAUGAUAAUUAAUUAGGAUAAUUGCAUGAAACCAGGAUGCAUGUCUACUGUUUGCUCAGUCAAUCUUGAUUGAAAAUGUUGCAUAUCAUGUUUGUCCCAUGUGUGUACUUUAUCACGCUGGGUCUUCAAGCCACUCCGGCUGAAAUAAAGAAGGGUUUCAAAAGGGCCGUUUCAGCUCCUUGGUCUGAGAAAAUUCGUUACCAGGGUGAUGGAAAGCCAUUUUGGAAACUUAAUGUUUCUGAGGCGACUGGCUGUGAUAAUGUUGAUUAUUUUGAGGAAGUUUAUGAGUACUAUGCCCAUGGUAAUGUGUGGCAUCUUCCAGUAGGAGCUCAAGAGACAAUAUCUGUUUUGAAAGAUUCAGGAGAGGUUGGGCAUGAAAACCCGGAUCCCAAAAUAUUCACUGCUGCUUUGGAUAUGCUUUCCGUGGAAGCUACGAGAGGCCUUCAUGUUGGAGACGAUCUCAAGGCUGAUAAAGAAGGAGCCAAUGCAGAUGGCAUGGACUGCUGGUUAUGGAGCAAAGAUGUGAAGACAUUUUCGGAUAUUCAAAGGCGAAUCCUUCUGGCAGAACCAUAA